GUUUAGUUUAGUGGCCAUUUUGGUUUUGGUGAAAGCAAAUGAAAAUAGUGAAUAUUGUAUCUUUUAAUAAUUGGUUAAUUUAAAGUAAUUAGCCGUUAUUGUUUUUUAACACAACAACCCAUCCAUUUCUAGUGUUGAUUAUAAAACAUUAAUCUAUCGUCAGAAUGGGUCGAGGCCGACCAGUGCCAAGGAGAGGUCGACCUCCCAAGGAUGCCGAAUCUGCUAAGAGAUUGGCUCAAAUGAGAAAACCAAAGUAUCUUUAUUCGGGACAAAAGCAACAGCAAAGCAAGCUCUCUAAUAGCUCUUCAAAUAAUUCAUCUCGUAGUCGAUCGAAAAAGAAACAGCCAUGGGAAGGUGAAUCGGAUGAAGAAGAUUAUACAUCAACAUCAUUUAGUCGUAUAUCUAGGAGUGCAUACUUUGAAGAUGAUGAUGAGGAGGACAAGUCUCUCAUGUCUUUCGGCGAUGAUGGUAAAAGUGCUCAAUGGGAUGAAGAAGAUGAUAUGGAAGAAGAUGCUGAUGAUGAUGAGGCCAGUGCAUCACCCUCUCAACCCUCUAAUUCUGUGGACUCUAAGCUGAAAAUGGGUCGCUUCCUUAGAGCCAGAAGCCCACCAAGGUUUGAAGAAGACAAGCUCGCUGAUAUGCCCCCCUUAAAUUUACCUGAAUCAUCAGCUGAUCUUCUUUUGCCGCCUCAUCUUGCAUCCAAAUACUUAAUGAAAAUUUUAAGUGUUUAUGAAAUUUUGAAUCAAUUUAAAUUCCAAUUGAGGCUUUCUGCUUUUCGUUUGGAGGAUUUCAUUUCAAGUCUUCUUCUUAAUGAGAACAAUGCUCUUCUCUCAGAAAUUCAUAUAAACCUCAUCAAAACUCUGAUACGAGAAGAUGAAACUAAUUCCACUCUUUUUGGUUCUCAAGAUGUUAAAGACUCUAUAGGGAUAUAUUUAUACAAUUGUGACCCAUUAACGUGGCCAACAGUUCUUAGAAUGUACAUUAUUUCACGUCGACGAGAAGAAACACCUGAAACAAAGGAAAUGAUUGAUCUUCUCAUACAGAAUAAAAAAUAUGAGGAAUAUCCGAUUAAUGUUCCUUUCGAAUACAAGGUUCAAGUUUUAAAAUUUUUGUGUGACACUUUCCUUGAAACCAAUGUGGCUCGAGAUGAAAUUUUGAAUGGUGAAGCUGGUGUUCGCCACGAUGAUCACUGUCGGAGGUGUCAUAAGUUAGGUGAUCUUCUCUGUUGUGAUCGAUGUUCAUCUGUUUGGCAUCUUGGUUGCUUAGAGCCUCCCAUGAAAGAAGUGCCUGAAGACGAGUGGGUUUGCUCUAUUUGUAAACAAAUGGCCAAAGAAACUGGUUGUGCCAAUGAAGAUGGAACCAUUGCAUCAUUUGGUGAUGAUGAAGGUCUUUUUUUGAGACGCUAUACCCUUGGCUGGGAUAGGCAUGGUAAUAAGUAUUGGUGGUUAUGCCGUCGUUUAAUCAUUGAGUUCAACAAUGAAGAUCAAAAGCAUGAAGAAGAAAAUAGCCAAAAAGAAGAUAAGUGUAUCUAUAUUUCAACUAAAAAAAGAUUCCUUGAGCUCAUGAAAGCGUUGGAUAAAGAUGAAUACGAGAAAGAUCUUUAUAAUGUUCUCAGUGAGAUCAAAGACGAGAUUUUUAAAGCCAUGGAGAGGACUGAAAAAAUGACAAAAGACGCUCUCAAGACAACCGGCAUGACCCGCGCGAUGAAAACAUGGAUUGAAUUUGAGACUGAAGCGUCCGAUCUUGUAGUGAAAGAUGAAUCGACCGAAAAAUGUGAAGACAAACCUGCCAACAGCAACAGCAUUGGCGAAGGAAUUAUGACUCGUCUUAAGACUGGGUCCUUAAAAACUGGCUCUGGUUCUGACAAUGGCAAAGAAGAUGACAAAGAUAUUAUUAUGGUUUUUGAUGAAGCUUUAGAUCCUAACUUUUUAAUUCGUAUGUCCAAACGAGAUGCAGUUGCUCGAGGUCUGUUUUUCAAGCUUGGUAUGGAGACCAAAAAUUAUAUCAACAUUUUCUCAAUCAACAUGCUUGCUUUGAAUAAACAUCAGCUUGCAGAAGAACGUGACAAGAAGAGACAUUUAUCUCAUAAGUUUAGUUUGACGCCGCUGUCAGAAUUCAAGUGGCAAGGUACUGUUUAUGGACCUUUUAAACCUACCAUUGUUCAAACCCUUAGACAAACUCUGGUUCAAUUCGAAAAUCAACUAGCUGCUCCUUUCAUGCAUCCUAAUUGGUCUUUACAUCGACAAAAUUGGUUGAAAGCUGUUUCUAUGUGUAAUCAACCUAAAGAUUUCACUUUGGCCCUUUCCAUCCUUGAAGCUGCUAUGAAGCCAGUAAUUUUCAAUCCUGUUUGGAAUGAAGCUCUGGGUCACACUCUUCUAGACAGAAACACUAACCUGGAAAGAGAAGAAAGGAAGAAGGAUGAAAAAAGAGAAAGGCGGGAAUUCAUGGAAGAGCAAGAAAUGAUUAUCAGAACUACUGGUGGUGUAAAAUACUCAAUUAUGCCUCAUCGUGGUCUUCAACUGGAAAAGGCUGGUAAUGUAUGGUAUGGCUUUGGCACUCAAAGUGGAUCCAUUGGUUUUGGUACUACCGGUGGAGUCGGAGAAGGAGGAGGUCGAGGUGUUCAGGCACUUUGGAAACAAAGAGGUGAAGAAUAUCGAGUUAGUGGAAGUGGAGGUUGGAUGUUCAUCAGUAUUGCACGUUCUCGCGUUCCGCUUCCAGUAGAUGGUGAGCGAGCUGAUGAAAUUGAAAUACCUGAAGAGCUCGCCGGAGAAGUGAUUGAAGUUUCCUUCAUUGAUGUAAGUGCAGAUCUUCGAAAAGAUCGAGAACAGCGUUCUUUUUAUCAAAAAUAUCGUCCCUAUAAAAAUAAGCGUAAAGGCUUGAAAGUGAUAGAAAGCUAUUUGGAGCGAAGGUUACUCCUCGAAGAAGCCAUCAUUCAUCAAAAAUUGAAAGCAGAAGAAGAUGAUAUAAUUAAGCCGGAAGAUGUCGAUGACGAAGACUAUGGUAGUACCUGUUAUUCUCCAUUGUGUCGUACUUCUGGUAUUGGUGCUUUUGAUUCUUUGUGCUACUCUAUUAGCUGUAGAAGACGACAAAAAGCUAAACGAAUCAAAUUGCAGGAAGGAAAGAAGGAAAGAGAAGAACGAGAGAAGCGUUUCAACUUGGCCAAACAAGAACAAGAAAAAGGUGAAACUCAAGACUUUAUUGGCAAUUGUCGAGAUAAAGUAUAUCUUAAUCGAGUUGAAAAACGUGUGGUUAAAGAGGGUGAAAAGGAUGAAAUCAAGUAUACCAUUACAAAGACAAGUGGUAAACGAAUUCUUGGUAAAGGUCAACUGCCCCCUUGUAACAGGUUUACUACUCUUAAGGGUAAAAAGAAAUCUAUUUUUGUGUUACCCAAGCAUGAACUUCGUCGACUUUCCCGCAAUGCCAAUCUACGAGAAGUUGCUGGUUUCAACUAUACUGGUAAAUUCAACAAAUAUCUCUGGCCAUAUGGUAUCUCACCCAGACCUUUGUUCCGAUACUGUUGGCUUUGGAGAAACACUUUACCACAAGGAUAUCAUAAUUUAAAUCUAGUUGCUGCUCAAUUACGAACUGUUUGGUGCUGCAUUCGUUGGGAUGACAUGCAAGUUAAACCUCCACCUUCGGGUAACAACACAAUAACAAAUGAGAAUGAAGUCAUUACAACAGAGCUUCUUAAAAGGAGAGAUUUGGCGCCUUUUGGUAUUCGAUCAGAAUAUCUUGUCAGAAAGAUUAUUGUUCCAUUAGUUAAUGAUGAUCCUGCGGAUGACAAAGACACACCUUAUGGUCCAGGAAGAAGCGAAGAAACCUAUAACCGAACUGGAAGACGUAUUCGAGAAGGGCUUCGAGAGCGAAAGAAAAAAAUAGACGAAGAAGAAGAACGUCGUCGACGAGGACCUUCAGUAACAGAGAGCUGGGUUGGUGAAGAAGAACUCGAACUUUGGGAGAUAAAGAUGUUUGGUGAAAGAUUAGAGAAACAACAACAGAUGAAAGAAACUGAAAAACGCAAGCAAAUCGAAGAGACUUUGAAAAAACAGAGAGAAGAGGCUGCAGCUAAGCGCAUUAAAGCUACUCUGGGCACACCAACUGCAGGAAAAGUUACUUCGCUAAUAAGUGGACCUAAACGCAUCUUCAACAGUCGAACCCCAACAGCAAAUACCACAGUAACUGCAACAUUAACCGCUACACCCACUACACCUCAAAUUGUGACACAAGCUCAACAAUAUGCAGUUAUUAAAACGAAUGGUGGUCAAACAUUCAAGGUUCCUGUUAGUGCAUUACAAGGUAAAACUGUUGGACAGCAAAUCAUUAUCAAACAAGGUAAUAAUUUGGCUGCUUCAACCACCGCCACUAUCAUUUCUACUGGUACACCUCCAACUGUUACAGCUCCACUUACACCAGCAGCUACUUCUACCCUUAAGCCUGUUACUCCUACUGUUUCUUUGCCUAAUUUCACUGGUAAUAUUAAGUUACGUACUGUUGGAGCAACUCCAACCGUAAGACCUCUUAUAUUAUCCGGAUCAACAGUACAGCAAACACCAACUAACAAUGGACAGAGAAUACAGAUAAUAAAGCCUGUUGUAGGUACAACUCCUCAAACUGUAAAAACUGUCAAUGCCUCUGGAUUAACUGUUUCAUCUAAUAUUCUGGGUUCCGCCACUUCCACUGGAAAUGCGGGUCAGCAACAAUCACCUCAGUCUACUAUACAAAUUCCUUUGAGGUUCCCAGAUGGUCGUAUGCAAAUUAUUCAAAUACCAUUAUCUAUGUUUUCUUCAACCACUCAGCCUAUUCAAAUUGCAAUCCCAUCCUCGGUAACUCAACAAACUACACAAACGGUUACUGUAACAUCGACACCUCAAUUGGUUACAACAAAUGCAUCGCCUGCUCAAACUCCAAUGGCUACUCAAUCAAUCAAAAUUAUCACUAACACUUCUAAUUUAACUCCCACCCCAUCAUCCACUACCCCAAAUCAAACAAAUGUCACUCGUUUCAUCACAAUGAAAACCACUCCUCAAGUGACAUCGACAACAGCCGCUUCUACAACAACGAUCUCCCUUGCAUCAACUUCAACCACUCCACAGACCAACAUUACUGAGCAAGUAGCUCAGCAAUUAAAAACUGGAAGUAUCCAAUUAAAGUUGAACCAACCUGCUUUAUCUUCUCAAGCUGGGACCAUUAAUGCUACCAGUACAGCAACAACAGUUACUCCGUUGGCAACAACUCUACGACUUGCCACGGCAAGUCCAGGUCAAACACUGACCGCCUUGACAAACAGUUCGACUGUUUCAACUUCUGUUGUUUCCAAUACUAUUACAUCCCCUGUAUCUACCACAGCAGGUCCUGCCACAGUUUUAGCUUCACCAAAUGCUAAAACUGCUAGUUUAGUUCGAACAGCUUUCCAAAGUCCUGUUGGGACUCGCAUUUUGGUCCAGCAACCUAACAAUACUUCUACAACUAUUCAUAAAGUAACCGCGCCAUCAUUAAAAAUCAUAACAUCAUCAAGUCAAGAGUCUACAGAUAAAACAACUUCAUCUGAUAGCUCAAAUAAACCAUUUGUAUUGACUCAAGAAAUUCAAGACAGAAUUGUUAGACAAGCUCUGCUCAACACCAAUACUUCAACUCCACCUGAGGUUCAACAAAAGCUACUCGCUUGGCAGAAAAAGCAACAACAACCUGGACAAGUCGUAGUUACACCAGCCAUAAUAGAUUCUUCAGGUACUGGAAGAACUGUGACUCCUUCUACAAGUGGCCGUUCUAAAGGUGUUAAGCGAGCUAGAAACACUUCAACAACUACCACUAUAACACCUACAACUGUUCCUAAUGUUCAAUUAACUGGCGAUGAUGAAGAGAAUCGUCGAUUACUUGACUGCCAAGCAGUACUUGUUGGUAUUCUUGAUAAGAUUGAAAAAGACGAAAAGAUGGAGUUGAGACGGAAAAAGGCAAAAGAAAAUCAAUUCCAAUCAAAAUGGAAAUCUUUACUCACAAAGAAAAAAGAGAUUCUAAAUGAACAAGCCGAAAUUUUGAAAAGAGAUAUUGCAAGAAAGAAGAGUUUAAUGAAAGAAAAAUUAAGAAAAGAAAUCCAAGCUGAAAUGAACAGAGAAAGUCCAAUUAAAAAGAAGGAAACUCCACCGAACAAUAAAGUUAAUAGCAAUGGAGCGUCUACUACCACUACAACUACUAGUUCAAAUACUAAUAGCAGUAGCAAUGAAAGUACCCCUAAGCGUAGAAAACUUUCCGAUUCAAGUUCCGAUGUGUCUCGACCUCCUUUAAAUAAGAUACGAAUAAAAAUAACACCACUUAAUCCAAAAGGUAGCACGGGAGAUUCCAAUGCAACAAAUACCUCAACUGCAGGCAACAAAAACAAAAAACUUUAUUGUAUCUGUAAAACUGCUUAUGAUUCAUCAAGAUUUAUGGUUGGCUGUGAUAGUUGUCAUAAUUGGUUCCAUACAGAUUGCCUUGGUUUGGACGAAGAAACAGUUAAAAAGAAGAAAAGUUGGGUUUGUAAUGACUGCCGUGAUAGUGAUGAGGAAAAUGGAAAUGGCGAUGGCGAUGAAGAAGAGGAAGAUGACGAAGGAAGUACUCCUGAAUCUUCUGAUAUCGAACAAGAAGUGCAACCUCAACCCCAACCUCAACCUCAACCCCAAACCCAACUUCAGCCCCAACAGCAACAACCACCCCAAUUACAACCAUUACCACAAUUACAAACGCAACCCCAACCUCAACCAGUAUCACAGUCUCAACCACCAAUGCCAACACUACCACCACCACAACUUAUAUCACAACGUCAAGCACAACAGCCUACGCUUGAAUCACAAUCACCACAACAACAAGAGCAACAGCAACAACCACAACAACAGCAAGAACAACAAGAAUCCAAAGUUAAAGUGGAUGCUAAAACGGAACCAAAGCCAGUACCAAAGGUCGAACCAAAAGUAGUCAAGACUCCCAAAAAACAAGUCAAGAAAGAGAUCAAAGGAAAAAGAUCAGGGAAAAAAGAUCAAGUAGAUGAAGAAGAAGACGAAAGUAGACUUUACUGUAUGUGUAGACAACCUUAUGAUGAAUCUCUUUUUUACAUUCAAUGUGACUCAUGUCAAGACUGGUUGCAUGGUAAAUGUGUUGGUAUAGUUUCAAAAGAAGCUCAACUUUUAGACACUUAUAACUGCCCUCGAUGUGCACCAAAUUCUCUAAUCAACUAUUGUAAUCAGAAGAAAUUGGAUUCUAAAGAUUUUAGCUCACUUAAAAGUUUAAUGAAAGAGUUAAAAUCGUUCAGAAGUGCUUGGCCUUUCCUCAAGCCAGUUGAUGCUACUGUUGUUCCGGAUUAUUAUAGCAUCAUUAAAAAACCAAUGGAUAUGGCAACCAUGGAACGUAAACUUGAGUCAACUGCAUACGCCACAUUAGCCCAAUUUAUUGGAGAUUUAACGCUUAUUUGUGACAACUGUCGCUAUUAUAAUGACAACAAAUCAACAUUCACAACUUGUGCUAAUUUGUUGGAAACUUUUUUCCUCCAAAGAAUUAAAUCCUUCCGUCAACAAAUGUUACAAAAUAAAUGAAACUGGAUAAAAAAAGUAAACCUGAAACUGAGAAUCAAAGAAAAAUAUGAUAUAGAAACAAUUUUCUCUUGUUUUCAUGCCCUGUAAUGAAAAUCAUCACCAUCAUUAUCUCACCUAAUAACACAACCUGUCAUCUUCAUCUUAAUCACCAAUUUUGAAAAAAACGCAUUCAUUUAAAUAAGUAAAAACUCAUUGCAUUGUAGAACGAUGUGAAUUUCUUAGUUUUUCUCUCAUGACUUCUCUAGUUAUACCCCUUUGUAUCUUUAAAUGCUAUCAAAUGGCUUCCAAGUCAAGUUGCAUCAAUACCUUCUCCAAUAAAACAUCAUCUUGUCAUCCUUUAAAA
Messenger RNA from Tetranychus urticae (two-spotted spider mite), 7905 nucleotides. RefSeq names its product nucleosome-remodeling factor subunit NURF301 E(bx) (gene E(bx)). Gene Ontology annotation, molecular function: RNA polymerase II cis-regulatory region sequence-specific DNA binding. The record is from RefSeq and is a predicted model, not a curated record. Gene Ontology annotation, cellular component: NURF complex. Gene Ontology annotation, biological process: regulation of transcription by RNA polymerase II. Lineage: Eukaryota; Metazoa; Arthropoda; Arachnida; Trombidiformes; Tetranychidae.